This is a messenger RNA of Lottia gigantea (owl limpet), 795 nucleotides long. RefSeq lists its product as hypothetical. Gene Ontology annotation, molecular function: zinc ion binding; nucleic acid binding. The annotation marks the transcript as partial. The record is from RefSeq and is a predicted model, not a curated record. Lineage: Eukaryota; Metazoa; Mollusca; Gastropoda; Lottiidae. The transcript has 2 exons.
AUGCAGAAGAAUGUAACCCCUUACGUUAUAGCACACUGGAACAAUUCAUAUACCAAACAAUGCAAAUACGUCAUAAUGAGCGCUUGGAGUAAUCCUUCAUGCACGGUUGAAGAUAAACUUGGUGACGAUAGCGUUCUUGCUAUUGUUCCUUGUAAUGGAUCAUAUGAUGUUACCGUCGUCAAUAAUAAAUUAGCUAGUGUUAUAGCACGAGAUGGUUUGCUCCAUGGCUCUGAAGGUCUUCAUUGUAAAUUGAUAGAUUCCAGAGUAAAAGUUGUGUCUUUCAUGCAUAUCCCUGUUUAUGUUUCCGACAAGGAUAUUGAAGUCAAAUUGAAAUCUUGGGGUGUGACCUCAUGUGGUCCUAUAAUCAGAAAAACUAAGGACUAUGAUGGUAAAAAGAAGUAUGAAGGUACGAGGUUUGUAAAGGUGGAAUUCCCCCCCACCGUCUGUAGUUUACCUUAUGCAACUGUUUUCGAUGGUCAGUCGUAUUCAGUGCGUCAUAAUGACCAGGAGAAGGUGUGUUUUAUCUGUCUUUUACCUGGUCAUGUUGUUUCGAAUUGUCCCGAAUUCAAGUGCUUCAGAUGUUAUAAACAGGGCCAUGGGAAAAAGAGCUGCACUUCGGUUCUUUGUCCAAGAUGCAAUUUAUAUGAUUGGAAAUGUCAAUGUUUACAACCUGAUGAUAAUGUUUUUACUGGAGCUAAAAACAACAUUACUGAUAACCUAUCAAGAUCUGUUGUUUUAACGAAUGAAGUUCAUGAACCAACAACAGCUUUACCGUUAAGUGUUGAUGUGGUGUCG